UUUUAUACCGAAUUGGCUGAAGCGUAGGUUCUACCUAGUUAUUGACAUGAUGGAUAGGAAACGGUGGAAUGAACUUCCUUGCAUGCUUCUGACCUUAGCUUUGUCCAAUUGGAUGUAAAUUUCGACCCUUCGCACGCUUAAGCACAGCGGGACGUGAUAUUAGAAUGACGUCACACACUCUAUGAGUCUUUCGAGGGAUCGAAGAAGUCUCAGUUGUUGGGGAAAAUCUGUUAUGACUAAAACGCUCUCACAGUGGAAAAUUUAAUUUGGUUCGCUCGAUUCAUCUCCCUUGCAACUGUUUGAAGCUCGCCUAUAACACCUCAAAAGAACAUUUCUACCACAAGAGACAAAGGUAUCUUAAAAAUGUUCAAGCGGAUAGUUUUGGUGACCGUGUUAGUUCUGAGUAUCGGCUUCUUUCUCCAAAUUGCAGAAGCAAGACGUGCUGCCGGGCAAGGAUUUUGUUACAAGAAGUACGUUAAAAAAACUGGAGAAUGCAAGGGAAAAGCGAAAGUAUUCAAGCAACAGAAAGUCGAUUGUUGUUCAAAUGGUGGCGCAGGGUGGAGCUCUAAAAGAAAAGGCAGGCAAAGCUGUGAGCCUUGUAAGACUUCUAAUAGAGUAACAAGUUACUGGGGUCCAUGGAGUGCGUGGAGUAAUUGCAAUGCGACGUGUGGUCCUUCAUUUCAAGUCAGUAAAAGACAAUGUAUCUCUAAUGGAAAGCCAAAAUGCCGGGGACGAGGAGAGAAAUUAAAACGCUGUGGUACACCACCAUGUCCAAUCGAUGGAGGUUGGUCUGAUUGGGGUAACUGGACAAGGUGCUCGGUGACAUGCGGGAAUGGCACCCAAACACGAACUAGGACCUGUACCAAUCCUCCUCCACAGUUUAAUGGCAAAGAUUGUCAGGGGAAACUGGAAGAUGGAAGAUCUUGCAUGGAUCGGAAGAAAUGCCCAAUUGACGGGGGCUGGGGCGAUUGGAGCAACUGGUCAGGAUGUAGCUUGACGUGUGGAAUUGGAACAAGACAACGCGAGCGGAAGUGUGACUCACCAAUGCCUCAGUUUGGUGGCAAACACUGUGAUGAAAGUGAAAGAAUUGAAGAAAAACACUGCAGGGAACAAAGGUGCCCUGUUGAAGUAUCCUCAGGCUCUGGUUCAGGAGAUGGCUGGGAAAGUGGUUAUGGAUCAGCAUCCGGCGGGUCUGGGUCUGGGUCUGGGUCUGGGUCUGAGCCAAACGAUGGGUGGGUAACCGGGAGGAAAAAGAGGGCCUGGAGCGACGAUGAGGACUUAUGAGUGACAGAUAUUAUCUUUACGCUGUAAAAGUCCAUAAGAAUUUCUUCAUGGAACAUUUUAGCGAUCGUUUCUUUUCUUAUCGUUCUAUAGUGAGAAAUUUUCUUUUUUAAAAAUCAUAUGGGGGGUUGUCAGUGACGAUCCGUUACAUAGGUAGCAAAGGGUCAUUUGAGACUUUUUUCCCCUUGAAAAUUUGUCAACCAAUGGCAUAAAGGUUUGAAGUAAUGUAUUAGCCCCAGAGCUGAAACUUAGAGAAUAUUUUGGUUUCUUAAGUUAUAUUUUGUCUAGAAGAUAUGUAAACACCAUGGCUAAAAAAAUUACCAUCCAUGUAACAGCGAUCAAAAUUUUCAUAUUUUCAAAAUGUGUCAACUUUUUACCCAAGCCUGAGAUUUUGUGAACAAGUUUUGUCGUGUUGAAGGAAAUGAAUGGUACAAAUUCCUCGAUAAACUCUACUUUACCCUUCAAAACGUUGGUAAUUUGAUCGUUUUCUGUUAAAACUGAUUGAGCAACAGCAACUUCUUAUGCGACAUAUCCAAAGAAAUGUAACAGAAGAAAUCUAAGAUUUAAUCUCAGACUGUAAAGCUCGAUUUCGUUAGAAAAAUGACGAUAUUUAGCUUAGGUUCUCCAAUAAGGAAAGAGUUUAUUUGUCUUCAGAAUAUGAAGAGUGACUAGAAUAUUUGACACAAAAUCUUGAGCUCGUUUACAAUUUCUGAUGAAGCUUGAGAAAUGGUUCACUGAAUUAUUUUUAUAGGUUUGCACGAGUCUCUCUCGUAUGAUCAUGUUCCUACUGAUUAAUUUCCUACUGAUUAAUUUCAAAGCGUUGUAGAGAUGUUCCUUAAAUGGCAGACUGCCUUCUUGAAGCUUGAAGAAAUAAAAUAUUUUCAGGCAAAUUAGCCACCA
Molecule: messenger RNA, 2181 nt
Organism: Stylophora pistillata
Lineage: Eukaryota; Metazoa; Cnidaria; Anthozoa; Scleractinia; Pocilloporidae
Product: thrombospondin-1
Source: RefSeq, a predicted model, not a curated record